This is a messenger RNA of Helianthus annuus (common sunflower), 1372 nucleotides long. RefSeq lists its product as uncharacterized. Bases 216 to 998 code for a protein of 260 amino acids. The record is from RefSeq and is a predicted model, not a curated record. Lineage: Eukaryota; Viridiplantae; Streptophyta; Magnoliopsida; Asterales; Asteraceae. Gene Ontology annotation, cellular component: SAGA complex. The transcript has 10 exons.
GUUCAAAACUUGAGGGACCUGCAAACAAAACAAAUCCCAAUCAUCAAAUUCAUUUUCCAAAACACAACACUUGAUUUCAUUUCCUUUCAUCCCUGUAAUCAAAAUCCCUAAAACCGUUGCAAUUUUCUCACAAUGGGUGCUCUCAAACAACCCGCAUUCUCACCCUCUUCAACUUCCAUAAACCUUUUGUGAUUCGAGGGCGUCUGUCUGUCUCAAUGGUAUGCUCUCUUGCAGGUGGGCAUGUGACAACCCUUCUGGAAGGAGGGAGUACAUCACAGAUAAUGGCAGAGGAUGCAGGGUGUUGGAAGUUAGCGGCUCAGUACAUUCAGAGAGAACUUAAAGAGGCAGAUGAAGUAAAUUUGCUUGAUGAAGAAGAUAUGGAUGUAUUCGGUUUGAGGCCUAUGGUGGAUCCUUUAAUCUUGGUUUCUUGCAAUUCUUGCAAGAAACCGGUGAAGGUUAGCCAAUACGCAAAUCAUGCAGAAAUUUGCAAGUCAUUAAGCUCACUAGUAGACUGCACAACAGAGACUGAAGUUGCAGUGAAAAAGAAACCUCCGAGGAAGGAGAAGAAGAAGUUACAAAUUAGUAUUUCUACACGAGUUGCAUCAGUUGGUAAGCCUGGACGAUGUGCAAUUGCUAAUACCGUUGCUUCAAAUUCGCAUGUCAAUGAACAAAUCCCAAAGGAGACUACAUUUCCUACAAAACAAAAAGGCGGAGAGUGCGUAAACGAAUCACAGGUAAGAAGCUUGAAGAACUUUGAUAGUGUCAACAUCCAUCAAACACCUACAAAACUCAAUGACCACCAUUUACAGGCCAACGGAAUGUUGAAUGUUCCAGCUCCACUUGCAACCAAGAUUUUCUAUUCGCAAAGAAAUCAACGACUCAGAUCCGCAAUAAGCCACAUGUAUCACAGAUCAUCAUCAUCUACACAACAUGAUCAUGACUUUGGCUAUAUGCAAUUUUCAGAAAUCAACGACCACCGUGAAAACGAUGGCCAUUAGGACAAUGCAGCAGCAAUGUUCCGGUUGUACAGCCACUGAAGAAAUUUUGGUAGCCGAGGUGAUUAAACAGUAAAUAUGUUUUUGAACUUUUGAACCAUUUUUCUUUGUUCUGUUUCAUGUGAUUCUAGUUCACAUGCUAAACUACGGGAAACAAAGUUUCAUAUCUAGGAUGGCAUUGGAACCGGUUCAAACUAGGGUUUUAUCAACGUAUAAAUCCUCGUAUAGCGUUGUUUUUCCGGUCAUUUGUUUAAAUGCCAAAUGCAAAUCUAGUUCCGGUUCAAUUAUAUGAUGCCUUUUUGUUGCAACUGAUGUACAUAAACCCUAAAGAAUAUUAUCAUGUACUUAAUCAAGACUUUACAAAGUUGAAUUAUCAA